This is a messenger RNA of Prosopis cineraria, 4859 nucleotides long. RefSeq lists its product as uncharacterized. Gene Ontology annotation, biological process: protein export from nucleus. Gene Ontology annotation, molecular function: small GTPase binding; nuclear export signal receptor activity. Lineage: Eukaryota; Viridiplantae; Streptophyta; Magnoliopsida; Fabales; Fabaceae. Gene Ontology annotation, cellular component: cytoplasm; nuclear pore. The record is from RefSeq and is a predicted model, not a curated record.
CACAAACGGCUGGGUGACUCGUGGCCCCGUGAAAACAAGGAUGGAGUGCGUGCGCUCCACGCUCAAAUUUCGCGCUAUGUAUAUGUGCGUGCGUGCGUGCGUAUUUCCUUGGCGCUCUAUUUUCACUCCCGAGGUCCCUCUAGAGUCUCGAGUGGACUCCUGGACGCUCCUCUCGCCCUAACUUCGGAACUUAGACGCAGCUGGCCGCCAUCGUUUCUGUGUAAGCUCACCUUACUAACCCGAUGAUUUGCGGUUGAACAUCUCCGGCGGUCAGUGUCUGGACUAUCACACUUGAUAGUUCUGUGCACUUCCGAAUAUGUAUAAAUAUCUGUAUCUAUCUUUCAACACGCAUUACUUGUGUGUAUUCGGUCAAUCUGAAUACUCAGCCGAUGAGGUUUUAUAUUCUCGCUUCUUAUCAAGAUCGUAAUAUGUAUGAAGUUUAUCUUGUUCAAUUUGAAAUGGUAAUGUAUUUGUUAAAUCUUGUUGUCUUUGAUAAAUCCUGUUGCGCGCCACUCUGUUUUCUCCUUCUACUUGAUCCGUGUAAGUGUUGCAUUUGUCGCGGGCUAUUAUUUACUGUUGCAGUGCCAUGCUAUUGUUCAACGCCUUAAGAUGUAGGGAUGGGGAGGGAAAUGGGCAACCUAAGGCAAUCUCUUGUGCGCAUCACAAUGGCUGGUGAAUCAAAGUGAUUAUAUGGCCGAACGUUUUGUUUCUUUUGAAACGGGGAGGUUUGGCUUCUAGAGCGUGGAGAAGCAGUUGGGUAGGGAUGAGGCUAUUUGCAUUUGGUUGCUUCUGUUACAAGAGAUUUCGUAUAUUCCGUGCAUGGUUCAUGCCAUGCUUUUGUUAGCUGUUUAGUGUCGUGCAUUGAAGAUAUUGCGUUCAUUCAGCAUUAAAGUUAUUCCCUCCUAUGCUUUAGUUUCAGACAAAAAGAUAGGAUCACACUGGCCGCAUGUCUGGACCAGUGCUAUUGUGGCUGGAUGUGCUGAUGAAUUCUUCCAUUGACCUUUUAUGUGGAGUUAUCUUUUUAUUUUAGAGCAUCUCUUGUAAUUGAAACAAUAUUAGAUUUGAAGAUGUCUUUAAUGUCUGUAAACUAUAAAUAUUAUAGUAUUACUUUAUCCAAUUUAAUCAUCUUUGAUAUUCUCAAUUGAUUUGUAUAGAACCAAGGCAGAUUUACAUUCUUUUUGUUUUUCCUCCUUUAAAAUAUUUUUGCAUUCGGAUGAAAUUUGUAUACUGACAUUCGUUAAAAUUGUAAAAGGAGCUUAAACUGAAAUAUUGGACAGUCUUUCUGAGCAGUGAAGGAUGGAGAGUUUAGCGCACUUGGAAACUUUGUGUGAAAGGCUUUACAAGUCACAGGACUCUGUUGAGCGAGCACAUGCAGAGAGUACCCUGAAGUGCUUUUCCUUAAAUGUUGAAUAUAUCACACAGUGUCAAUAUAUUCUGGAUAAUACAUCAUCUCCUUAUGCCUUGAUGUUUGCUAGUUCAAGCUUGUUGAAGCAAGUGACAGAGCACAGCCUUCCUUUACAGCUUCUACUUGACAUUCGAAAUUAUCUUAUAAACUAUCUGGCCAGAAGAGGAGCUGAUUUGGAACCCUUUGUGCUUGGAUCCUUGAUACAACUCUUCUGUCGCAUUACAAAGUUUGGGUGGCUAGAGGAUGACAGAUUCAAAGAGGUUGUUAAAGAAGGGAUGAAUUUCCUAAGUCAGGCACCACCUCAUUGUGCUAUUGGUUUGAAGAUUUUGGACCAGCUCAUUUCUGAGAUAAAUCAGCCUAUUCCUCGGAUACCUCCUACUCGUCAGCGUAGGAUAGCUAGCUCUUUCAAGGAUCAAUCACUCUUUCAGAUGUUCCAGAUAUCAUUAACUUCUCUUAUCCAACUCAAAAAUGAUGUUGGAAGCAAGUUGCAAGAAUUAUCUCUUUUGCUUUCUCUUCGGUGCUUAUCAUUUGAUUUUAUGGGGACAUCCUAUGAUGAAAGUUCGGAUGAGAUUGGCACAGUUCAGGUUCCAACUUCUUGGAAGCCAGUCCUUGAGGAUUCCUCAACACUGCAAAUCUUUUUUGAUAAUGCAAUGAAUCAACCAUUUUCAAAGGAGGCAUUGGAGUGCCUGUUGCGAUUGGCUUCUGCAAGGCGAUCUGUGUUUGCCAGUGAUGCUGCUCGACUAAAGUUUUUGUCACAGUUAAUGCAGGGAACCAAGGAAAUAUUGCAAACAGGGAUAGGUCUUGCAGAGCAUGAUAACUACCAUGCAUUUUGUCGUCUUCUUGGUCGCUUUAAAGUGAAUUAUCAGUUAUCGGAACUUGUGAAUGCUGAAGGCUACAGUGAUUGGAUACGAUUAGUGGCGGAGUUCACAUUGAAAUCUUUGCAUUCUUGGAAGUGGGCUGGCAGCAGUGUUUACUACCUUCUAGGUUUGUGGUCUAGAUCAGUAACAUCUGUGAAGUAUCUGAAGAGUGACAAACCCAUCUUGCUGGAUGAAUAUGUGCCUAAAAUCAUAGAAGGUUUUGUUACUUCAAGAUUUGAUUCAUUGCAGUCUGAACAGUCUGAUGAACUUGGUGAAGAUCCCCUGGACAAUGUGGAGGUGCUUCAGGAUCAGCUUGAUUUCUUUCCUUACCUCUGCAGAUAUCAGUAUGAAAGUUGCAGUUCAUAUUUGAUGAAGAUUGUGGAACCUAUCAUAGACAGCUAUAUGAAUGAAGCUAAUGCCCAAAUCUCUGUAGACAACUAUGAAAUAUCUGUAACAGAAGCCAAACUUGCUUGGUUCACUCACAUAGUUGCUGCAAUUCUGAAGAUUAAACAAAUUUCUGGUUUUAGUGGAGAAUCACAUGAGAUACUUGAUGCAGAGAUUUCAGCACGUGUUCUGCAGUUGAUUAAUAUCACUGACAGUGGAUUACACAGUAGGAGGUAUGGAGAUAUUAGCAAGCAAAGACUUGAUCGAGCUAUACUAACCUUCUUACAACAUCUUAGAAAGUGUUAUAUUGGUGACCAUGCUGUUCUUCCUUCCAAGCAGUUAUAUGCCCGAUUAUCUGAACUUCUAGGACUCCAUGAUCAUCUACUACUACUGAAUGUUAUUGUGGGAAAGAUUGCUACUAAUCUUAAAUCUUACAAAGAGUGCAAAGAGGUUGUUGAUCACACUUUAAGCCUCUUUUCAGAAAUGACAUCUGGGUUUAUGACAGGAAAGCUGCUUCUUAAGUUGGAGACAGUUCAACGCAUAAUAUCAAACCAGAUUGGGGAGCAAUUCCCAUUUUUAGAAAAUGUAGAAUGUUUCCGCAGCAGAACAAUGUUUUACUACACACUUGGCAUGUUAGUGUUCAUGGAAGAUAGCCCCCUGAAAUUUAGGUCUUCAAUGGAACAUCUUCUGCAGGUUUUUCUUAAGUUGGAAUCAGCGCCUGAUGCAAUUUUCCGAUCAGAUGCUGGAAAAUUUGCUUUGAUUGGAUUAAUGCGGGACCUUCGAGGAAUAGCAAUGGCAACUAACAGUCGUAGGAUGUAUGGCUUCCUUUUUGAUUGGCUCUAUCCAGCACGCAUGUCUAUUCUUUUGAAAGGCAUUUUGCAUUGGGCUGAUUCUCCGGAGGUAACAACUCCGGUGUUGAAAUUUGUGGAUGAAUUAGUCCUGAACAAAUCACAGCGAUUGAUCUUUGAUUCAUCUUCCCCAAAUGGUAUACUGCUUUUCCGUGAAGUCAGUAAACUGAUUGUGGCCUAUGGGUCAAGAAUAUUACCUCUUCCUAAUAGAGCGGAUAUGUAUACAUUUAAAUACAAGGGGAUAUCAAUUUGUUUGUCAAUUCUCACAAGAGCACUAUCUGGGAACUAUGUCAACUUUGGUGUUUUUGAGCUUUAUGGUGAUAGAGCGUUAGUGGAUGCUCUAGAUAUCAUUGUAAAGAUGAUAUUAUCCAUUCCUUUGGCUGAUGUAUUUGCAUUUCGAAAGCUCACAACUGCUUACUUUGCAUUCUUGGAAACCCUCUUCAGCAGUCAUUUAUCAUUUGUUUUGAGUUUGGAUAAGUCCACAUUUAUGCAUAUCGUUGGAUCUCUCGAAUCAGGCCUUAAAGAUUUAAAUGAGAAUAUAUCAUCACAGUGUGCCUCUGCUAUCGACCACUUGGCUACAUUUUAUUUCAUGCAUAUUACUGUCGCAGAGUCAAUUGUGUCACCAGCUGCGUUGAAUAUAGCUCAACUAGUCUCUGACUGCUCUGCUUUAUUCUCUGGAAUAUUGAAAACCUUAUUUGAGAUUGUUUUGUUGGAAGACCGUGGCAAUCAGUGGGGUCUUAGCAGAGCAAUGCUGAGCUUAAUACUUAUUAGUGAGGAGAUGUUCACAAGUAUCAAGGCACAAAUUUUGGCUUCAUAUCGGCCAGAACAACAUGAGCGACUCUCAUUGUGCUUUGAGAAACUUAUGAGUGAUGUGACGCCGAGCUUGGAUUCAAAGAAUAGGGACAGAUUCUCACAGAAUCUGACAAGAUUCAAGACUGACUUCUGUGCAAAUUGGGACCAAUUCUCUCAUGCUCUGGCGCAGAUCUUGUGAAUGGUUCGAUAGUUUGUAUGUUGAAAUGCAAGAUACAGAAAACGAAGAUAUGGCAGCUGAUGCGAGAAGAAAAAAGGGAUUAUGGGGAAUAAUUGAGGCUGGCUGAGACUUCUAGUUGGUGGUUUUCCUCCUUUGUAUUCGAGGCAAAUCUGUAAAUGCGAGGCCCUUUGUCACGGAUGAUUCAAUCGAAAAUAUAGAAUUUCUAUUUUUAUACCUGUCUUGUUGGUUCGUUGUCGUCCAUGUUCAAGGUAUCUUGUUAAUUUCAGCCAUUCAUUGUUGAGAAAAGUUACUUUAGCUGAAGAUGAAAGAAAGCAUGAUAAUAAGCUGGCAUAUUGUUUUAAUACAUGUCAGAUAAGUUUCUAUUUUUUGUGUUA